Messenger RNA from Funneliformis caledonium, 121 nucleotides. The record is from the annotation of a GenBank genome assembly. Lineage: Eukaryota; Fungi; Glomeromycota; Glomeromycetes; Glomerales; Glomeraceae.
UGGUUUACCUUAUGGUUGGUCCUAUGCGGUUACCAACCAUACAGGAGAUGGGCGUCUUCAAAAUAUAUUAUGUAUGUAUGGUCGGUUACCAACCAUACAGGAAUUGGCUCCUGGAAGAUGA